AUGGCGCCAGCCAAAUGGUGCUACUCGCAUGUACCACCACCUCGUUUUCUCAGAACCUCAACCCAUGACCCCCCUUCGCAGCCUCGACGUCUCGCCGCUCACAACUCCACUCCCAGCACGGACAUCAAGGGAGACUUGACGCGGCUCGACGCGAUACCCGACGUAGAGCUUGACCGACCUGUUCGCCGCAGCUGCAACGCCGAGCUCGUCGUGAAUUGGCUCCGUCUGGGACUGGCGGCGUCGUCAUUCGUUCACGGCGUAACGCAAGUCACGAUACUUGGUCGCAGCGCUUCGAACUGCCCUUGCGCCAAGGGAGAGGCGGCGACGGAAGGCCGAGGCGCACCGGGAUCCACAUAUCACACUUUCUCCCUCGAAUCUUCCUCUGCGAGCUGGGCCUAUACAGCUACGAUGGCCUCUGAUUCGGAGAUGGACGUGGACGUUCCUCGCGUCAAUGGCACGGGCGCUGGCACCGUCGAGGACCUCGCUUUCGCCGCUGUCCACCCAUCGACCCCUCAAGAGACAGGACCUCUCAGCCAAACAACGCUGCCGUCCACCGAGAUCCCAGGGUCGCCAAUUGACCCAAACCAGUCGUUCAAAACGGAGGUUAUCGACGAUAGGCCGGCCAUUGCGGUGAUUCCGUCGUCCAUGACCCCGCCGCCCUCCACACAGGUCGCGGCAAGCAAUGGCGCCUCGAGACGUGCCUAUACCAAUUCUCAGCAGUCGGCCCUCUUUUCGCCGCCCGCUACUAUUCUAAACACCAUGCGUGGACGAGAUAUCGAACCCGAAUUCGCGCCGCCAGCACCUCACCAGCUGCUCGAGGCUUCGGCGGACGAGCUUCGCGCCAUGCUGCAGACUUGCAUCGCCGAGAAUCAGAAACUGAAGAUGGAGGCUGCGCAUCACAAACUACAAUAUAACCUGCUGAGUUUACAAGCGGACGAAGAGUCAAAACGUGCCGCGGUGGAACACGACAUGAUACGCCGCGAAGUGGACGCAUUACGCAUGGCCGAGCAUUCUCGGCAGGCGAAGCGCGAGCUCAGCUCUGGAUCAGAGUCUCUGCAGAACAAGUACCUGCAGAUGAAAAUGUGGUACGAAUCAGCGGCGGAAGAGAACGAGGCCCUCAGCCGGAGAGUUAAGCUGGCCAAGAAGGUCAUCCAGCAGAAGGAGGAGGAGACUAUAUCUCUGGCUGAGGAGCGGGAUAUGCUACUGAACCGAAUUCGGGAGAACCGCGAGCACUUUCACAUGCUAUGCAGCCCCGGAGGCAUCUUUCAUGGCGCUUUGACGCCCAAACAUGGGAUUACAUCGACGCCGCAGCAGCAUCGCGGAGCGUCUCGCAUUCUACACCGGGAAGAGACUGAUGGGCGGGAGCACGGAUUGUCUGCCCUUCUGGAGGCAAUGAGCCAGAGCCAGACACAAGAAAACAACAACGCAGCGGCCAACAACAACAGUGCGCCGUCAACUCCCAUGGUCAUGGCUCGACCUGCUUCUCGGCUGGUUAGGAGGCACCAGCGGAACGCCCAGUCCAUGUCGUCACUUCCCACCACUCCCAUGCAUAAUCUGCGGGGAGACCACAGCGGCCUAUUGCCGUCAGUAAAUCUGGUGGCGCAAACGGAGCCGAGAUCUCGCUAUUCACAACGACGAUUUGUUCCUACAACUCCACCCUCUCAGCGACAAUCGCGAAGAAGAAGACGAGAAAGCACAAUCUCAAUGGAGGACAAUGAAGAACUUGCUAGGCAAGCCAUAGAAUCGGUAAAGGCAGUCCAGACACUGUCUUCUCAGCCAUCUGGAAAUGUUGCCACCGGGGGGCCUAUCAGCUCACAGGAAGACGAGGAGCAAGUCUACGACAGCCAGGCGAGUCGAGCAGCGGCAAAGAUGCUGCGCCAGUACCCCGGCCAAGAGUAUAGCGGCGCGCCGUCUCUGGAUGCCCCAGAAGGACCUGCUGAGAAGUCUGCAGCCAUGCACGCCAAGCUCUUUACUGGAAGCAAAACUGCUGCUGGGGCUGAAAAGCGCAAGCUGGCUGCUGAAGGCGAGGCUCAAACGGACAGCCCACAAAAGAAAUUGAAAGCUGGUGGAGCGGCCUCAGAUGGCCGCCGUGUUGGGCUGGGCAUUCAAUAUUAG
Trichoderma gamsii is the source of this 2115-nucleotide messenger RNA. RefSeq lists its product as hypothetical. The transcript is spliced from 2 exons. The record is from RefSeq and is a predicted model, not a curated record. NCBI's taxonomy places the organism in Eukaryota, Fungi, Ascomycota, Sordariomycetes, Hypocreales, Hypocreaceae. The coding region runs from base 1 to 2115 and encodes 704 amino acids.